ACAACAGCGCAUCCAGCAACAGCACAUCAAACAACAGCUUUAGCAACUACUAGAUCAAUCACUACCUCUUUCUCUUCAACAUGAAGCUUACUAUGGUCUUGUCAGUAGCCUUUGCUACUCUUACUUUCGCCAACGAAGGAAUCCUCACGUUUGAGGGCUUAGGCCUUGCCCGCCGUCAAACAAUUUGCCAUACUCCAGGAGGUUCAGGCUGCCGAGCAAGUAUUUCCGGUGAUCAAUGCUGCUGUACAUCGUGUACUCCCGAGGACUGCAGCGAUCUCUGUAAGAACGGCAAACAAGCGGCUCAUGAAGCUCAGAAACAAAAAAAAUGUGCGAAAUGCUGCAACGCCGGUGGGGAGUCUCACGAACUCUGCUGCUCUAUUGCAUCCGCUGGGAUUGACUGCAACCCUUGCACCGCUGGACUACGAAUGUGCUAGUUAGCUGCCACAUCCACAACUUCCUCUCUAGUUUUAAAGAGUAGUAAACAAAAAAGCCUACGCAGGUGUUCUGGCAAUUACAGCAUUUAUUCCUCUAUCUAUAUGCUUAUGAUACGUACUUAGAGGCAGUAUAGAUAGAAUAAUCAAAGACCUUAGCAGACAAGAA
Molecule: messenger RNA, 600 nt
Organism: Parastagonospora nodorum SN15
Lineage: Eukaryota; Fungi; Ascomycota; Dothideomycetes; Pleosporales; Phaeosphaeriaceae
Exons: 3
Coding region: 81-434 (117 amino acids)
Source: RefSeq, a predicted model, not a curated record